This is a messenger RNA of Chenopodium quinoa (quinoa), 1965 nucleotides long. RefSeq names its product putative amidohydrolase YtcJ. The transcript is spliced from 15 exons. Bases 172 to 1899 code for a protein of 575 amino acids. The record is from RefSeq and is a predicted model, not a curated record. NCBI's taxonomy places the organism in Eukaryota, Viridiplantae, Streptophyta, Magnoliopsida, Caryophyllales, Amaranthaceae. Gene Ontology annotation, molecular function: hydrolase activity, acting on carbon-nitrogen (but not peptide) bonds.
GUUCAAUCAGUCCGAAAUCUCUCACAAGUCAACCUAACCUAAGUUAACGAGUUACACCUUACGUUGUAGAUAGAACGUCCUAGAUUCGUGAUCCAAGAUUGUACUGGUAUACUGUAUUUGUAUUGACUGAGAAUGUAAUUGAUUCAACUGUUUAAUCCAUUCAUAGGGAUAAUGAACACAACUCUCCUUAUACUGUCGUCUCUUUUAGUGUUCAUCCUCUCUAUUGUUCUCCUCCAACCUCUUUCCAAGUGGUCGAAAUUGAAAGAAGCAGAAGUUGCAGAUUUGUUGGUGACAAAUGCAUUCAUAUACACCAGUGAUCCUUCUCUGCCCUUUGCUAGUUCCAUUGCCAUUAAAAAUGGUCGAUUUUUGGGUGUUGGCAAUUAUUCAUCUCUUCAGGGAUUUGAAGGAAGUACAACGGAGAAAUUGAAUUUGGAGGGAAAAAUUGUGGUUCCUGGAUUUAUAGAUUCCCAUUUGCACUUGCUUUAUGGUGGACUACAGAUGACUCAAGUGGAACUCCAUGGUGUCAGUACGAAACAGGAGUUUGUUAUGAAGAUUGAAGCCGCUGUUAAAAGUAAGAAGGAAGGUGUUUGGGUUUUGGGUGGUGGAUGGAACAAUGACCUUUGGGGAGGAGAACUGCCAAUUGCAAAUUGGAUUGAUGAUAUAAGUCCUCAAAAUCCUGUUUGGCUAUCACGGAUGGAUGGUCAUAUGGGUUUGGCUAAUUCACUGGCAAUCAAGAUGGCUGGUAUUACUCGAGAAACCAAAGAUCCACCUGGGGGAACAUUAAUCAGAACUGCAGAUGGAGAGCCUACUGGAUUGCUGAUAGAUGCUGCAAGACAGCUUAUUCUUCCAAAUAUCCCAGAACCCACCAUUGAUGAAAGGAGGGAAGCAUUAUUAAAGGCCAGCUAUUAUGCUUUGACCAAAGGUGUAACAACAGUGGUUGAUAUGGGAAGAUAUGUUCCCGGUUCUUCAUCAGAGUUACCAUGGCAAGAUUUUACAGAUGUCUACAACUGGGCAAAUGCUUCUGGAAAUAUGAUGAUCAGAGUUUGUCUGUUUUUCCCCCUUGAUACCUGGUCACGUGUAUCUGAUCUUGUGCAGAAAUCAGGUCGUAUGGUUAGCAAGUGGCUUUACCUUGGUGGUGUCAAGGCUUUCUUAGAUGGAUCGUUGGGGUCUAAUAGUGCCCUCUUUUAUGAGCCAUAUGCUGAUGAUCCUGGGAGUUCAGGCUUUCAAGUGAUGGACCUUGACGAUCUGCUCAACAUGACUGCACUUUCUGACAAAUCUGGGCUGCAGGUCGCCAUUCAUGCUAUUGGCGAUAAGGCGAAUGACUUAAUCUUGGAUGUGUAUGACUCAGUUGCUUCUGAGAAUGGAGAAAGGGACCGAAGAUUUAGGAUUGAACAUGCUCAGCAUUUGGCACCUGGUUCAGCGGCUCGAUUUGGUAAACAAGAAGUAGUUGCUUCAGUACAGCCUGUGCACCUUCUUGAUGAUGCUAUUUCUGUAGAAAGAAAAUUGGGGAAGCAACGGGCUGAACAUGGAUCUUAUCUCUUUCGUUCACUUCUAACAAGUCACUCACUGCUAGCUUUUGGAUCUGAUUGGCCUGUUGCAGACAUUGAUCCUUUGAACAACAUCAGGACAGCAGUAAAAAGGGUUCCACCAAUGUGGGAAAGAUCAUGGAUUCCAUCUGAAUCCCUCUCACUCAAUGAUGCACUUGAUGCGCACACGAUUUCAGCAGCUCGUGCGUGUUUUCUUGACAAAGAAAUAGGGUCAAUAUCUCCAGGAAAACGGGCAGAUUUUGUUGUAUUGUCCACAAACUCAUGGGAGAAAUUUAUAGCUGAAGCAUUUACUUCUGUAAAGGCUACAUAUGUUGGUGGAAUUCAAGCCUAUUCUUCAAAGAAUGUUGUGUGAUUAUAUAUUUUGGCAUGUCUGGUAAAAUAAACAAUUCUAUUGAGUAUUUCUAUUUUUAGACUUUUA